UAUCUUUGCAAUUGGUCGCGUCAAACCGAUCAAGAAGGUUGUCCCGUUUUGAUUGGCACAAUAAAAAGUUAUAAAAUCGUUUACAAUUUUUAAAACAUAUACAUUUCUGUUCUGACUGUUAGUCAGAGUAGACAAAAGUUUUGUGAACGGUUUUUUUGUUUAUCUAAAACAUUUAUUAAGAAUUUAUCAACAUAAUUUAUGUUGAUAAAACAGUAUUUUGUGACGUUAUUUUAACAACUUUCUCAAACGAAACAGUGCAACGAAAACAAAACAAAAAAUCAAAAUGAAAUCUUUUCUCCAAGUGGGACUGUUGUGUGUUUUUCAGUUUAUGCUAAUUUCAAAACCUCAAGCAAUUGAAGCUUUUGAAGUAAGGCAAUCCACUUCAAAUUCAUUGGAAAAAAAUCAGCAACGGACUGAUGAUUUACCAUCAUGUGAAAUUUUCUGCCGUGGAGACCUCCUCCAUACAGUUGAAAUGGCUCAUAUAUACAAGGAUUCAAAAACAUUCGUAGACAUGAAACUCAAACAACCACCAAAUGUUACAAUGGAAAUAUUUAAAAAAUUCAUGCAAAGUAAAAAUAAUGCACCCAAACCAGAAGAAAUCGAAGCUUUUGUUAACGAAAACUUCGAAGAAAAAGGCAAAGAAUUCGUUUCAUGGGUUCCAGAAGAUUGGAAAGAAAAUCCAAGAUUUUUAAAUAUGAUUCGCAAUGAAAAAUUGAGAAAAUGGGCCAACGAUUUGAAUGGAAUUUGGAAAAUUCUCGGACGUAAAAUGAUUCCCGAUGUUUAUGAACAUCCCGAAUUAUAUUCCAUAAUUCCUGUCAAUAAUCCAGUCAUUGUUCCCGGAGGUAGAUUUAUUGAAUUUUACUACUGGGAUUCCUAUUGGAUUAUGAGAGGAUUACUUUACUCACAAAUGCACAAUACCGUGCGUGGAAUGUUGUUGAAUUUCAUGUCAAUGAUUCAGCGAUUUGGUUUAAUCCCUAAUGGAGGACGUGUGUAUUAUUUAAAACGAUCCCAACCACCAUUGUUGCCAGCUAUGAUUAAAUCUUAUGUUGAAUUUACCAAAGAUGAACAAUUUGCUGUGGAUUCUAUCCCAAUUUUGGUAGCUGAAUUUGAAUUUUUCAUGAAUAACCAUGCAGUUGAGGUAAAUGGUCAUCAAUUGUUUGUUUAUCGUGAUUCAUCUACUGGUCCAAGACCAGAAUCUUAUCGAGAAGAUUACGAAAAUGCCAAGUUUUUCGAUACAGCAGAGAAGAAACAAGAUUUCUAUUCGGAAAUUGCAGCUGGCGCUGAAUCAGGAAUGGAUUUUACCAGUCGUUGGUUUAUAAAUAGCAUUAAUGGAACAAAUGAUGGUAAUCUGACGGAUAUUAAGACUCGAUCUAUUGUUGCAGUUGAAUUAAAUGCUAUAUUGUAUUGGAAUGCAAAGAUUAUUGCUGAAUUUUACUUGUUGGAUAAUAAUGGUGAAAAAUCUGCUGAAUAUGAGGGAAAAGCUGCUCGUAUUUUAGAGGCUAUUCAAGCAGUCCUUUGGAAUGAAGAAGCCGGCGUUUGGUUAGAUUACGAUUUAAUUAACAAAAAACCAAGAAACUACUUUGUACCAACAAAUCUAUCGCCAUUAUGGACAAAAGCAUACAACAGAGCAGAUAGUGAAAAGAUUUCAAAAUCUGUUAUCAAGUAUUUGAAAGAUUUAAAAAUUGAUAGUUAUCCUGGUGGAAUUCCAAAUACUUUGCAACAUUCUGGUGAACAAUGGGAUUGGCCAAAUGCUUGGCCAUUAAUGCAAUAUAUUGUUGUAGAAGGUUUAGCUAAUUUGCGAACAACAGAAGCUACAGAAAUGUCCAAAUUAUUUGGUUAUAAAUGGGUUCAAUCGAAUUAUCAAGCUUAUCUUUCAACAAAUGCUAUGCAUGAAAAGUAUGAUGCUUCAGUUUUUGGAGGAACUGGAGGUGGUGGUGAAUAUGAAACUCAAUUAGGAUUUGGUUGGAGUAAUGGAGUUAUUAUUGAGUUACUAGUUAAAUAUGGUGAUGAUAUCACACCAGCAAAUGGAGUUAGCAAAACAACAACUGUAAUGAGUCUAAUUAUGGUAACAUCGAUCGCAGUAAUUGUAUCAGUAUUUGGACGAUUUAUAUAGAGAAUCGGAAUUGAAAGAAAAGAAUAAUAAUUUUACCAAGGAAACAUUUAAAUUUAAUUUUUUUGGAGCAUGUGUUUUUAAUAUAAUUAAUAAUAUAUGUUUAUAUAUGUAUAAAUAA
This is a messenger RNA of Episyrphus balteatus (marmalade hoverfly), 2231 nucleotides long. Its product is annotated as trehalase-like. Gene Ontology annotation, molecular function: alpha,alpha-trehalase activity. Bases 284 to 2113 code for a protein of 609 amino acids. Gene Ontology annotation, biological process: trehalose catabolic process. The transcript has 6 exons. The record is from RefSeq and is a predicted model, not a curated record. Lineage: Eukaryota; Metazoa; Arthropoda; Insecta; Diptera; Syrphidae.